GGUGACUCCACCACCUCCCUGGUCAGCCUGUGCCACUGCCUCACUGCUCUUUUGGAGAAGAAAUUGUUCCUAAUAUACAAAUUGAAACUCCCCUGGCACAAUGUGAAGCCAUUCACUUUUGUCCUAUCACUGUUACCUGGGAGAAGAGGCUGACCUCCACCUCACUGCAUCCUCUUUCCAACUCCAACUCCUCCAACUUCCAGGGACCCUCAUGGUCCUGGCCCCCAACACCAAUCUGCUCUGCUCUUGCUGUUCUAUGACGAUUCUUUCACCUUUUUCUCCUAGGACAAAUAUUUCACCAACAGGAAAUUGCUGCAAAAUGAUAUUGACACAGUGGUAAUAUGAUGAUCUGACACAGAAGAGCACAAACUGAGAGUUGUGUAAUGGACCCUGUGAAGAGUCUUUAUCUGUAGAAUUCGACCAAAGAAAGAUUCUGUUUCGGCCCCAGCCAGGCUCGGCCCACACUGGACUGAGAGAAAAGGUGUGCAAGAAGAUGCUUUUUAAUUUGAAGAACUUAUACCGUAUUACGAAAUUAACACAGAACAGCAAGCAUCUGCCACGACAUUUUUGCCGUGGGCCACCAAAUCAAAUGAAUGUUUGUCUGAAAGGUCGUGACCUCCUUACUCUACAGAACUACACAGCAGAUGAACUGAAGUAUUUGCUAUGGGUGGCCUCAGAUUUGAAACAAAGGAUAAAGGACAAAGGAGAGUAUUUGCCUUUGAUGCAAGGAAAAUCCUUGGCCAUGAUUUUUGAGAAGAGAAGCACAAGAACAAGAUUAUCUGCAGAAACAGGAUUUGCUCUCCUUGGAGGACAUUCUUCCUUCCUUACAAAACAAGACAUUCACCUGGGCACUAAUGAGAGUCUCACAGAUACAGCAAGGGUGCUGUCCAGCAUGACAAAUGCAAUCUUGGCUCGAGUUUAUAAGCAUAAUGAUCUGGACCUAAUGACGAAAGAAGCCACGAUCCCAGUAAUCAAUGGAUUGUCUGAUUUAUACCAUCCUCUCCAGAUUUUAGCUGAUUACCUAACUCUUCAGGAACACUAUGGUGGUCUGAACAGGCUCACCAUCGCCUGGAUUGGGGAUGGAAACAAUGUCCUCCACUCCAUCAUGACAAGUGCUGCAAAGCUGGGAAUGCAUCUCCGCAUUGCAACUCCCAAGGGCUUUGAACCAGACCUCAGAAUAACAAAAGUAACUGAGCAGUACUCCAAAGAGUAUGGUACCAGGUUGCUUCUCACCACAGAUCCUUUGGAAGCCGCAAACGGUGCCAACGUCUUAGUUACGGAUACAUGGAUAAGCAUGGGGCAAGAAGAGGAAAAGAGAAGAAGACUGAAGGCUUUUCAAGGUUAUCAGAUUACGAUGCAGACUGUGAAAUCUGCUGCGUCCAACUGGACGUUUUUACAUUGCUUACCCAGAAAACCCGAAGAAGUUGAUGAUGAAGUAUUUUAUUCCCCGAGAUCACUGGUUUUCCAGGAGGCAGAAAACAGAAAAUGGACAAUUAUGGCUGUCAUGGUUUCCCUGCUGACAGAUUACUCACCACAGCUACAAAUGCCUACAUUUUGAUGCUUGGAUCCCAGCCAAGAAAAAAAAUAUUCCUCAUUGGCAGAAUAUUCUGGUCUGCGUAUACAUCGAUCUUCUUCAGAAAGGAUCAAGGCAACGAAUGAUUCUUUAAUAAAAUUGUAGGGCUAGCUUUGCUGAA
Molecule: messenger RNA, 1694 nt
Organism: Gallus gallus (chicken)
Lineage: Eukaryota; Metazoa; Chordata; Aves; Galliformes; Phasianidae
Gene: OTC
Product: ornithine carbamoyltransferase
Exons: 11
Coding region: 494-1558 (354 amino acids)
Biological process (GO): L-citrulline biosynthetic process
Cellular component (GO): mitochondrion
Molecular function (GO): ornithine carbamoyltransferase activity; amino acid binding
Source: RefSeq, a predicted model, not a curated record